Messenger RNA from Physella acuta, 1446 nucleotides. Its product is annotated as ficolin-1-like. The record is from RefSeq and is a predicted model, not a curated record. Lineage: Eukaryota; Metazoa; Mollusca; Gastropoda; Physidae.
CGUAUAUAACGUGAAGUUAGUCCGCCAAUACAACAUUCCGUGAUCCUAUCAGCUACUGGCAAAUUGAAAAUGUACUACCAGAUUUGUUUCAUUUGUUGUCUUGUCACAGUUUUUCAAAACAUUCAUGCAGACGAUUCCUAUGGAUAUACCAACAACAAAACAGUGCAGGCUACUCUAGCUUUGUCCUGCCCAACUGCACCAGACACAUGCAGGGAUGUGGUCAGUUCUUCACCCAGACCAGUGGUCAUCCUGUCAAGUGGACUUGAGGUGAUGUGUGACACACAGACAGACGGGGGAGGAUGGACGGUGAUACAGAGAAGAUUCAACGGACAAACAGAUUUCUAUCGGGGGUGGGAGGAAUACAAGUAUGGGUUUGGAGAUGUGGAUGUCGGAGAAUUUUGGCUGGGCAACGACAACAUUCACCGUCUGACGUCACAAAGACGAUACGAGCUGAGGGUCGAUUUUAAAUUUAACAACACGGACUACUUCGCUAAAUAUUCCAGGUUUCGGGUGUACGGAGAGGUGGAAGGGUAUAGGUUAAAGGUCAGCGGUUACUCAGGCAACGCGGGAGAUGCACUGACAGCUAGACACAACAACAUGAAGUUCACAACGUUCGACAAGGACAACGACAUUUACACCGGAAACUGCGCUGAGCUGUACCACGGCGCCUGGUGGUACGACACAUGUCACGUCUCAAAUCUCAACGGUCUUUAUGGCAACACGGAGUACGCCAAGGGACUGACCUGGUACCCUACCACAAAUUACUACGCGUCGGCGACUUUCACUGAGAUGAAAAUAAGACCAAUUUAAGAAGCAAUAAUUUAAAAAAUAAAUAAAAGAUGUUUAUAGAAUAAAAUGUUAAAAAAAUUAUUUACCUAAUGUACUAAUACCAAUACUUUUUUUUACAAUACUUGUGUUUCAUUAUCUUGAAAAAAUCCAAUGCAAUUGUCCUGUCCCACCUUAAAUGUUACCGUAUCUAAACUGACGAUCAAUAAUGUAGCAGAAGUAGUCCUCACGUUUUUUUUACUUUUAACAUACGAGGGUAUGGCGUGGGUACUUUGUUUUUCUAGCCGCCUUUCAUUCUUAUUGUCAGGUACUUAUGUUAGCUUGGUUGGGCUUUUAAAGUUCCAGGGGCUUAGUUAUUUUCGUUAGUACCUAAGACUAAGUCUAGUUUUUUCUCUAGAUCUAGAUUUUUAGAUCUAGAAUCCAAAUAGAUAAAGUAAAUUUUAUAAGUUUAGGUCAAGAAAAUUGUAUUGUAUACAUUUCAUAGCGUAAGUAGACCUAAAUCAAAUUUGAAUUAAAUAGUUCAUGUCUUUAUAUUCUAAAAUCGUUUUGUGUUCAUUCCUCCGUGUAAACAUUUGUGACAUCAUUGGUAAUCGCGUUCUUGUCACAACUAUAAAGACUUUUUCCGGUUGCAUUAUUAAAAAUGUUUUUUCUACAUUUGAA